AUGACCAAAGCCUAUGAUAGGGUGGAGUGGUAUUUUUUGCAAGCAAUGAUGCAGAAGAUGGGUUUUUGUACAAAAUGGAUCAAUCGGAUCACUAGCUGCAUGAAAACUGUCACCUACUCCUUCAAUUGCAAUGGGGAAACUAAAGGCAUUGUAACACCAGGUUUUUCAAAUCUAUUGAGGAAAGCUGAAGAGAGGAAUGAGAUAAAAGGCUUGAGGAUCAGCAGGCAAGGGCCUAUCAUCACACACAUUUUCUUUGCAGAUGAUUCCCUCAUUUUUUGUAAAACUAACAUGCAACAGGCCAAUGAAAUCAUGAAGAUCCUCAAAACCUAUGAAGAGGCUUUAGGGCAACUGAUCAACCUUGACAGAUCUUCUGUCUUUUUUAGUAAGAACAUGCCCCUGGGGCAAAGGAAAGAAGUGUGCAGCUCAUUGGGAGGGAGGACAAAGGACCAGAUUUUUGGUUUCAUCAGAGAAAACAUAAAACGAAAGCUUCAGGAUUGGAGGAACAAGCUACUAAGCACAGCAGGCAAAGAAGUAAUACUAAAAGCAGUCUCUAUGUCAAUGCCUACUUAUGCCAUGUCUUGCUUUAAACUGCCAAGGAAGCUAUGUAAAGAUAUUAGUGCACUGAAGGCCAAUUACUGGUGGGGAGAAACAAAUGGUAAAAACAAAAUGCAUUGGUUGUCUUGGAGGAAAAUGUUAAUGAAGAGAAAUGAAGGAGGGCUGGUAUUCAAGGACCUAGAAGCUUUCAAUAAAGCAUUGUUGGGUAAGUAG
Coffea arabica (coffee) is the source of this 768-nucleotide messenger RNA. Lineage: Eukaryota; Viridiplantae; Streptophyta; Magnoliopsida; Gentianales; Rubiaceae. The record is from RefSeq and is a predicted model, not a curated record.